GGCUUGUAAUUUCCAGAAAAGAUAGAACCCUAGCCAAAACCCCCUAUAAAGAGUGGCUUUAACGCAAUAACAUGUCUCAGUCUCCCACUCCCCAUUAGCCCUCUAUUGAUCCAACGGCAAGCAGCGAGCGCCACUCACUACUCUGCUACUGAGUACUGAGCACAGCGCAGCCUCCUGCAAUGGAGCUCUGCACUACUCGCGCUUUCUCUAAUCUUCACCACCGCACCCUCUUCAAUCCUCUCGCAAAUCGUCUCCGAUGGAAAACAAUAUCUAUCCCCUUCAAACAAUCUCCAAUCUCUCGAACCAGUCCAGGUUCUCUUUAUUUCAAUAAUCCAUUGUUGAGGGCAUCAAUAUCCGAAGGAUCAUCAAGUGGAGCAGAUCAGUAUUUCGGAGAAGAGCGUGACAGCGUACUAGUCAUGGAAGAUAUUCCAGCAACUGAAGAAAACGUAUACAAUGAAGUUAUUCCAACAGAAGCACCCAUAGAAGAUUCACAAGUGGAAGAGCAGACAGUGGCUUUUGAGUUUCUGGAUAAUCUCAAUAUAAAGUUUGACUCAGAAGAUCCAUAUUCUAUUUUCCUAUAUGGUACCGGUGCCUUGACUGCCUUGUGGUUUGCAUCAGCCAUCGUUGGCGCCAUCGAUUCUAUUCCAAUAUUUCCCAAGUUGAUGGAAAUCGUGGGUCUGGGCUACACAUUAUGGUUCAGUGCUCGCUAUCUAAUCUUCAAGGUAUAUAUCCAUAUGCCACUGAUCUUGCUUUAUCAGGUAGCCUUCUUAAUACAAGAGAGUACUAACACCUGCUCAAUUACAGCAAAAUAGGGAUGAGUUGGCUGCUAAAAUUGAAGAGCUCAAGCAGCAAGUUCUAGGUUCAGAAGAUGAGUAAGGUAGAGCAAAGAGGGCAUGUAGAGGGAAUGAAUUGACAUUUGGGCAAGUAUUAUAGGUAAAGCAUUUUUUUUUUUUUUUUUGUAAAAAUAAAUUCUGAGUUCGAUAUUUUACCAUCGCUAUCAAAGUAAAUGGGAUGGUGCUACUUACACCACAGUUUGUAUCA
Messenger RNA from Vitis vinifera (wine grape), 1041 nucleotides. RefSeq names its product protein CURVATURE THYLAKOID 1D, chloroplastic. Gene Ontology annotation, cellular component: thylakoid; chloroplast thylakoid membrane. NCBI's taxonomy places the organism in Eukaryota, Viridiplantae, Streptophyta, Magnoliopsida, Vitales, Vitaceae. The transcript is spliced from 4 exons. The record is from RefSeq and is a predicted model, not a curated record. Bases 180 to 812 code for a protein of 210 amino acids.